Molecule: messenger RNA, 2030 nt
Organism: Spea bombifrons (plains spadefoot toad)
Lineage: Eukaryota; Metazoa; Chordata; Amphibia; Anura; Pelobatidae
Gene: MIPOL1
Product: mirror-image polydactyly 1
Exons: 12
Coding region: 243-1445 (400 amino acids)
Source: RefSeq, a predicted model, not a curated record
CAGCUGUGCGCUCGCGCGAUAGCGGGGCUUUGACUAACCGAGACGCCGGCGGCUCUGACCAAUACAGCCGACGUGCUACGGAUGGUGAUCCUGCGAAAUUCCGGUAUACAGCGUCUUCCUCGCUACUCCGGGCUUAAUCCUGCCGCUUCUGGCUCGCUGGAUUCGUCUUGGUUCCACACAGCGUUAAUUAGUGAAAUUCUUUUAGAACAUCCGAUUGGUGAUCUAUUUAAGGAGAAUAUUUUAUGGAUCCUGAUCAAGAGUCCAAGAAACCCCAAGGGCUUGAUGGUAAGAAGGCGCCUAUCCCCAGCCCAAGGCACAUCCCUGCAACCAAAAUGACUCCGGUGGAUCAAAGUGGAUCAGUUCUCAGGCAAGUACAUUGGUCCUCACACAGUGACAAGCCAGAUUCACCUCCAAAUCCUGGCCGCCGGACCCCUCAGAACCUUGAAGGGGGGGAUCAGAGACUGGAUCUGCUAGCAGAGGAGGUGGAUUAUCUUCGACAAACCAAUAGAAAGCUGCUGGAAGAUUUGGGGAACCGAGACAAAGAGCUAGAGUUACUGAGACUCGAUACAGAGUUGCAGGAGCAAGCUUCCCAGGCCAGGAUAGCCAAGAAGACAGCAGCCCUGGUGGAAGAAGUGUACCGCGCGCAGCGUGAACGGGAUGAGGCCGUAAUGGCGAGAUUAAGAUUGGCCAACGAAGAACGAGACGAAGCCCUUUUGAGAGUUCAGCACCUCCAGGCGUUCCUAAAGGAGCUGGAAGAUAUUAACCCUGAAGAAGGUGACACGACGCUACAGGAACUGAUUGAAAGAGUGGUGGAAGCAGAAAAUGGCGUGGCUAUUCAGCAAAAUGGAGAACUUAUCCUAGAACGCAUCCGAAAGAUCCGGGAAAGGAGGGAGCUGAUAACUGCAGAAGAAAUGGGAGCUGUCAUCCAGGAGAGGGAUUCGGCUAGAGCUCAGUGCAAGCAUCUGGAAAAGGAGCUUCAUCUGCUCAGAGAGAGUAAACUGAUUUCGGCAGAUACUCCAAAUGCACAGAGGACCUUUGACAAGGCUUCCAAGGCUACGUUGGCUUUUCUCCAGCAUGAUCAAGACAAAGUGAGUGAAGAAUAUAAAAAGCUUGAGGAAGAGCUCCAGACACUCCGAGUGUAUUACAGUUUGCAUCAGUCCUUGUCCCAGGAAGUAAAUCUGAAGGAACAGUUCUCCAGGGCCAUAAAUAUUUAUGAAGGAGCUCUGAGAAAUCGAGAAGAGCUGUUAAGCAUCACCCAGAGGCAGAACCACGAGUUGGGUCUUCAACUGCAACAAGCCCAGAACCAUUGUGCCGAAAUGCAGGAAUCGCUGGAUCAUGCUGUUGCUUGUCAACGGGCAACAGAGGAGAAGGUGCACAAGCUGGAGCGACUGGUGGACGUUCUUCGGAAGAAGGUUGGGGUUGGAAAUGUCCGGACGGUGAUAUGAUUUUAACGACUAGGAUACAAUACUUUUACAUCUGUUGACCUGGCGGUGGGGUCUGUCUGACGUGUAAACAGGACCGCAUAAAGCAGCUGGAAUCCACAAGCAUAAAGAGCUUUGUGAGAAAAGCGAAGGAGAACUUGGAUCGACCCCGCCAAGUCAACAAACCCAGUCGUUAACUAUUCUGUACGCUCUAGCUGAGCCUUCAUUGUGAAUAUGUAUGUGGAAAAUGGUAGGUGAUUAAUUAGAAUUGGCUAUACGGUAUGUGUGCGUAUGUUCAUGUGAAAAGAAAAAAAAUAUAUAUAUAUAGUUUGAAAGUGCGUGGAGAGCAAUCUGAGCAUUCAUUCUAGAAUGCCUUAAGUUAAAGUUUGGAAGUCUGAACUUUUGACCUUUUUAAUCUGCAGAAACGCACCUCUUAUAUCAAACGGAGCUCACAUUCCCGGUAUUUCCAUUGUUGUUGUGGCUUUGAAUAAUCUGGCACAAUUUGGGAAUUCUUGUACUAGGCCACUGUUCUAAAUGGAUAGGGUUUAUUCGCCCCAAAUAGAAGUUUCAACAAGACUUAUGGUCAAUUCUCCAACUCCACCAUGCAUC